ACCUCUGCCGCCUGUUCCACGCUGUGAAGCGCUUCGGCGGCUACGACGGCGCCUGCAAGGGGAGGCGAUGGGAUGACGUCGUCCGUCUCGUUGACGACAGGGCGCGCAGGCAUGUGCCUGAGUGCGCCAAGCACGUGCUCGCGCAGCUCUACCACGAGCAUCUCUACGCGUACGAGAAGUUCACCAGCAAACCAGUGUCAUCACAGGAGGAGAGUGGGAAGGUUGAUCUUGAUGAUCAGCCGUCAGUCUCUGGCUUGAAGGAUCAAGGGAGGAGCCAAUCUGUUCCUGGAGGAGAGAUGAUGGAUGCUGCCGAGGUUUCUGGUGUUAGGAGCCGGAAGAGGAGAGAUGCCAUCAACAAAAAAGCCAUCGGGAUGGCUUCCCAUAGUAACAACAAUGGAGGCACUGCGAAGAAUGCAGCGUCUGCCGGACCUUGGAAGUGGAAAAGGAGGAAGGUUGAUGAUGCAGAGGCAAACAAAGUGGAUGAUCAGGUCUGCGAGCAGUGUGAUAGCGGGCUGCACGGGGAUGCCAUGCUGCUGUGCGACCGCUGCGACAAAGGGUGGCAUCUGUACUGCUUGUCGCCCCCGCUCGAGAGUGUGCCUCCUGGGAACUGGUACUGCUCGGACUGCAUGAACUCCGAUAGCGAUUGUUUUGGAUUUGUCGAGAGGAGGAAGACCUGUUUGCUUGAUGCUUUCCAGCGGUUCGAUGAGAAGGUUAAGAGGAGGUGGUUUGGGCAGAGGCAUCCCAGCCGUGUUCAGGUCGAGAAGCAGUUUUGGGAGAUUGUGGAGGGGAGGGCAGGGGAGCUGGAGGUCAUGUAUGGGAGUGACAUGGACACUUCGGUUUAUGGGAGCGGGUUUCCUCGCCUUGGUGAUCCGGUGCCACCGUCGGUGGAUCUGGAGAUGUGGCAGAAGUAUUGCUCGAGCCCAUGGAACCUUAACAAUUUUCCAAACCUGCCGAGUUCAGUUCUUCGGACUGUCCAGGAUAAAAUCGCUGGUGUAAUGGUCCCUUGGCUCUACAUAGGGAUGUUGUUUUCAUCAUUCUGUUGGCAUGUCGAGGACCAUUGUUUCUAUUCAAUUAAUUAUUUGCAUUGGGGCGAGCCAAAAUGUUGGUAUGGGGUCCCUGGAGCAGAAGCAAAUGCUUUUGAACUGGUAAUGCGCAAUACUUUACCUGAUCUAUUUGAUGCACAACCAGACCUACUUUUUCACCUUGUCACAAUGCUGAAUCCCUCAGUUUUACAAGUAAAUGGUGUUCCGGUUUAUAGUGUGAUGCAGGAACCUGGCAACUUUGUGAUUACUUUUCCCAGGUCAUACCAUGGUGGUUUCAAUUUAGGUUUAAAUUGCGCGGAGGCUGUUAAUUUUGCUCCUGCUGAUUGGCUACCUCAUGGUGGUAUUGGAGCUGAACUGUAUCGUAUGUACCGUAAGGCACCUGUUUUGUCCCAUGAAGAGCUUUUGUAUGUGGUCGCAAAGAAUGGUGUGAGCAGUGAAUCACUUUCCUACUUGAAAGGUGAAAUAGAAAGGUUAUUUCUGAAAGAGAAAAAAUGUCGAGAGGAGCUAUGGACUAACGGGACUGUCAAAUCCAGUCUAAUGCCAGCAAGGAGUAACCCAAACUAUAUCGGAACUGAAGAGGAUCCUAUGUGCGUCAUAUGCCGACAGUAUCUGUAUCUUUCAGCAGUUUCUUGCAACUGUAGGCCUUCUUCUUAUGUCUGCCUUGAGCACUGGAAGCACCUUUGUGAAUGCAGUCCAGAGAAGCAUCGCUUACUUUACCGCCACACCCUUGCAGAGUUGGGUGAUUUAGGUUGCGAGGUCAAGGCAGGGGAGAAUGUUAAGCAGUGCCCCUUCUUGCUUAAUGACAUCCCCGCACCCUUUAAAAAGGUUAAAGAUCGGUAUAUAUCAUAUGCACAACUUGCUGAGGAUUGGCUUUCAGAAUCUGAUCGUAUUCUCAAUAUGCCAUUCCUGGAUACUGCAUAUUCUACUGCCUUGGAAGCUUGUGGACAAUUUCUGUGGGGCGACCAUGACAUGGAUUCUGUCCGGAACAUGGCACUAAAAUUAACUGAGGCUAAGAAAUGGGUUCUGAGUGUUAGAAAUUGCAUUUCGAGAAUUGAUGAGUUUUUGCUCUGCAAACAUAAGUUUUCGGAAAAAGUGAAGUAUGCGGAAAUCGAAAAAUUAGUUGCUGCAAGAUGUAAAUCAUUCUGUGAGCCUGGUCUUCCACAGUUGCAGGCCUAUGUAGAGAAAGGAAAGAUGAUGAUUAGUGAAAUAAACAUUGCAUUAUCAUCCGUUUUAACGGUUGAGCACUUGGAAACACUGUACUCACGGGCUUCAGAAUUCCCUAUUGAGCUAACAGAAACAUCAACAUUGUGUUGUGAAAUUUCUUUUGCAAAGUCUUGGUUGAAGAAAACAUGUGAUCUCCUUGAACAUAAUAGAGCUGGCACCAUUGACAUUGAUCUCCUAAAUACUCUAAAAUUAGAGAUGGUACAGCUCAGAGUUGUAGUUCCGGAAAUUGAACUUCUUUCAAACCUGUGGAAAGAAGCUGAAUCAUUGAGAAGGCGGUGCCAAUCAUAUCUCCAAGACUCCCCUGUUCUAAAGGAACUGGGGAGUUUUCUCCUUGCGUUGGAUGGUACUAAGUUCAGUAUUCCAGAACUGAAUCUUCUUAAGCAACAUUAUUCAGGUGCUUGCUGCUGGGCAAGUCUUGUUAAUGGCAUACUCAGAAAACUUUUUGAAAGGAACGACUAUCACAACAUUGUUGAGGAGUUGACAGGCAUCGUAAGGGACGGGAAAUCACUGAGAGUAAAAGUCGACGAACUGCCAAUUGUUGAAAAAGAAUUAAGGAGGUCCCUUUGCAGGAAGCAAGCAUGCGAGGCCCUUGCAACACAAAUGUCCAUGGAUUUUAUUGAAGAAAUACUAACACAAGCCUCCAUAUUAACUAUUGAAGAGGAACUGCCAUUUGUUGAUCUGUCCCAACUGCUAAAAAAUGCCACUGCUUGGGAACAAAAGGCCCGACUUAUGCUUGAGCAAUCAGCUUCUCUCUCUGAGUUUGAAGACCAUAUUCGGUGCGCAGAGGACAUACAAGCUAUCCUCCCGUCUGCACCAAAUAUGAAAGCACAGAUUGUUGUAGCCAGGUCGUGGAUGGACAAAUGUCAGGCCUAUCUGAGACCUAGAUGUGAUGAACUUGGGCCUGUAGUUCUUAAAGUUGAUGACUUGAAGGAUUUAAUCUGUCGGCCAGCAAGUAUGAGAGUCAUUCUCGACACUUCAGCACUUAAUUCUGUUCUCAGUGAAGUUGAAAAGUGGGAACACAAUUCACUAAGUCUGUUGAUCAAUUUAAGAACCCUACUGCAUUUGAAUAUGGUCGGCUCUACAGUUGACCCACUUGAAAGAAAUUUGGAGGAGCUGCAAAAUAAAAUCAGUGGAGCAAUAGAAAGUGGAUUAUCUCUUGGUUUCGAGUUAAAGGUUCUUAAUGAACUGAAAGAUUGUUUGCUGACAGUUGGAUGGAUGUUGAGAGCACUGUCCUUCUGCUCCAGGAUUCCCUUGUUAGAGUUAACCUUUCAGCAUGUUGAUAGAGCAACUGAAGAAGCUGUCAACAUUCCUGCCUUUUUGUUAAAAUGCCCUUUAGCAACACUGUUGAUGAGCGGAUUAUCUUGGCUAAGAAAAGCACUUGUUUUGCUUCUGGAGUCUGAAAAGUCUGUAAAACCUAAAUUGGAAAAUGCUGAAAAUAUUCUAGCAGAACAUCAGAAAAUUGCUGUUCCUUAUUCUAUAAUGACCGCUGAGCUUGAAGAUGCUAUAAGCAAACAUAAGUCAUGGACAGAGCAAUGUCAUGCUUUCUUUAUGUUGCCCGAUUACCAAUCUUGGGCUGGACUACUAAGGCUUAGAGACAGAGGCCAGUCCGUUGCAUUGGAUUGUUGUGAAAUGGAUAGGGUUGUUCUUGAUAUUAAAAAGAUUGAUGGGUGGUUCAAUCAGUGUCGCUGUACUCUGUCGGCAGAUGUCAAUGAUAAUGGUUCUUUGCUCUCCAUUCUUCAAAAGAUCAGCGGAUCAUUGGACAAUGCUUCUAUGCUAUAUGCUGAUGAUUGUAAGAAGAAAGAGUUCUGUGUCAUCUGUUCAUGUGAUGUGGGUGAUGUUGUAGCCUCUAGAUGUGUAAUAUGUCUAGACUGGUACCACAGCUCUUGUGUGGAAUCACUGCUUGCUUCUAAACAAAUGUCCAGCGAAUGUAUUUGCCCAUUUUGUUUCUCUCUAGAAAGUGGGGAUCCAUUAGAGAAAGGAAUACAAGAAAGGAUUUCUAAAGGGAACCGUCCUGCUCUUAGUGCACUUACUGAACUUGUCAGUUCCGCAAAGGGUUUCUACAAAGGAAUCGAGGAGUUGGAUUUGUUGGAAGAGAUUACAAAGAAGGGUUGUGGCUUGAAGUCCUAUUUGAUGCAAAUUUUGCAUGACGCGGAUUCUUACGACGGAGAAGAUCUUAGUGUGAUGUGCAAACCUCUUGUAGUUGCUCUAAAGGCAACAUCAGCUGCUGGCUUAUAUGAUCAGCAAAUCAACAACAACAUUGAGGUGAUAUUGAGCAGAUAUUCGUGGAAGAAACAUAUUCAUAAUAUCUUGUGUGGUGGAAGACAGACAUCCAUCCAACAUGUAAUGCGCCUUCAUAAAGAGGGUUCAAAUUUAGAGAUAUCUGGUGAAGAUUUCUUCAAGUUGGAGAUAUGUAAAAUAAAAGAAACCAGUCAACAGUGGCUCACCAAAGCAGAAAAGGCUGCGUUUGAUUGUGGUGAGCUUCCACUUGAUCUUGUAUAUGGGCUUAUUACUGAAGGGGAGAACCUAUCUGUAGAUGUUGAGAAGGAACUUAAGGUACAUAAGCUAAUCUACAUCUCAUUAUUCAUUGAGAUCUUCGUUGGUUCUUUUUUCACCGACCAAGUUUCAUUGCAGUUGCUCAGAGAUCGGAGCAUCCUUUACUGCAUUUGCCGUAAGCCAUAUGAUAACAGGGCCAUGAUCGCCUGCGACCAGUGCGACGAGUGGUAUCACUUUGACUGCAUUAAUGUGUGUGGACCCCCUCAGGAAACAUUUCAUUGUCCUGCUUGCUGUCCUAACAAUGGUGAAGUUUUUAUAUUGCUCCCACGGCCAGCCAGCGAGGAAGAUAGAGCAAGCAUCGAAGCAGGACCUCACACUCCUCCAGCAUCUUGUGACAAGUCGGAAACUGUGGAGGCUAACAAGUGUAGCAACAGUAAUUCGCGGAAGAAAUCCGAGGUUAGGGUAGAUUUAGUGAAAUUUCUGCGUCAGGAUAGCGAGCUAGAUAAGACGUGGCGGGAAAACAAAAAGGUCCUCCACAGAACGGCCAGAAGACGCAGCAACUUAUUAUGACGUUCCCAAAACAUUCCCUGUUUUUAGCAUGUACAAGCCUCUUCAGGCUAUCUUUUUUUUUUCUCGAUUCUUUCAUGUAAAAAAGCUGAUGGAAAGUCAAUUUCUGAAUAUGGUGGGUUUGCGUUGUCA
Messenger RNA from Lolium rigidum, 5459 nucleotides. RefSeq names its product lysine-specific demethylase lid. The transcript is spliced from 32 exons. Gene Ontology annotation, biological process: chromatin remodeling. Gene Ontology annotation, cellular component: nucleus. Lineage: Eukaryota; Viridiplantae; Streptophyta; Magnoliopsida; Poales; Poaceae. Bases 297 to 5330 code for a protein of 1677 amino acids. The record is from RefSeq and is a predicted model, not a curated record. Gene Ontology annotation, molecular function: DNA binding; histone demethylase activity.